AUGCCGUUCUCCGCUCGCCUCACCCGGUUCGCCAUUGUCGCGUGCAUCUUCCUGUUCUUCUUCUCAGCCCACCUCAAGAACUUGAUGGUCUUCAUUCUCAUUGGUCACGAUACCCAGGAAUGCGCGCCUCCGGUGUCACUGCCACCGCCUUCUCCCCCGAAAUACGAGCCAGUGCCGACCAAGACCGUUCGUGUUUACGUGACUGAAGUGGUGACUGAAGUGGUGCCCCAGGCCCCCGCACCGGCAGCGGCAGCGGCUGAGGUGCCCCAGAAGCCCCUUGGACAGCAUACGUUUCUCCCGAAUGGCAUGCUGGAAGUCAAUCCGGAAGGCGCUCAUCCUAUUUACACCCUUGUGAAGGACGCGGAGGAACGCUGGAACGAGAAGGUUUCUCGCGCUAGCAAGAGUUUAGAGGAGGCGAUAGCGGAAUAUAAACGCAGAUACAAACGCCCACCUCCGAAGGGUUUUGAUGACUGGUGGGAAUACGUGGUACAGAACAACGUCCAGUUACCCGACGAAUAUGAUCAAAUCCACCGCGACUUGGAGCACUAUUGGGGAAUUGAGCCAAGGGACCUUCGCAAGAUCCAAAAGGAGCUCGAAACCAAAUUAGACUCCUAUACUCUCGGGAAGACGGAGACUGGCCCGGUGGAAGUCGUCACGUCGUCGUUCCAAGAAGGGCGCUACAAUCAACUCAUUGUGGGCUCCGUGAGGAUCAUUGGCCUUCUGGAGGAAAUCGACGAUGUGUUACCUGCGUUCCGGGCCACGUUCUCCCCUCAUGACGGCCCGAAUCGGUUAACUGACUACGGUGUUCAGCAAGCUGUGCUAAAGGCGGCACGCGAGUAUGAACCCAUCGAAAUUGAUGACCUUCCGAAGAUUAACCCUAUAGGCUGGGUAUCAGCCUGCUCCCCUGAUUCCCCUGCUCGACAAUUCAAGAUUGACUUGGACAAUCCUCCGCCCCCGCCUCCGAAUAAGUCAUUUAUCUACGACCAUCGUCUAGCCAUGGACCCAUGCAAUCACCCACAGCUAUUCUUCCAGCACGGGCAGUUCCUAUCCCAUAAUUACGGGCCCACACCGCAGAAGGAGAUGGUCCCGGAGUUCUCACAAUGCUCAUCGACGCUGCAUCAUAAUAUUCGGAUACCCACCCCGUAUGGAUGGGUAGAUGACAUAUAUCCACGAGCGGACGACCCCGAUUUUGAUGACAAACCCGACGAACGCCUUCUUUGGCGAGGAAGCAAUACUGGGAUCUUCCACUCGUCAACUUCCCGGUGGAAACCCGCUCACAGGAAUCGACUUAUAGAGUUUACGAACGACCUUAACGGCACAGCUAAUAUUCUUCCGCCAAACAAAACCCAAGACGAGCCCAUUGGCGACGGGAUCCCCUUCCGCAAAUCCCGACUCAAUCCAGCGUUACUAGACAUUGCGUACUCGGGCUCUCCACAUUCGUGUGCUGAACCUGUUUGCAAGCAAUUAGCAACGAUGUAUGAGUGGCGCCGCAUGCAAUCUAUCAAGGAAGCGGGGAGCUACAAAUAUGUGCUUGACGUCGACGGUAAUGGCUGGUCUGGGAGAUUUAAACGUCUCAUAACUUCGAAUUCUUUGGUGUUCAAGGCUACUAUCUAUCCCGAGUGGUACUCAGACCGUAUACAGCCGUGGCUACACUACGUCCCAGUCCAGGUAGACCUCUCUGAUCUGCACGACUCCUUGCUAUUCUUCCGCGGCGAUCCGAGCGGAGUAGGUGCACACGAAGACAUGGCACGGAGAAUCGCGGUAACUGGACGAGAGUGGAGUAGGACCUACUGGCGGCGGGAGGACCUUAUUGCUUACUUCUUCAGAUUAAUUCUAGAAUCGACUGGGAUGAAGACUGGGAUGAGCCCUAGAGGCCAUCAGCUUCCCCCUGAGCUUGUCCAGGCUAUAAUCGCGCAGUUAGUGCCCCAUGACACCGACUCCAGUGGUUGGACUACCCUCGAAACCAUCAAAGCCCCGGGUCCCUGGUCAAAUAUUCAGUCAUGCACCCUAGCCUCGAAAAUGCUUCGCGGUUUCUCUCUGGCAGCCUGGUUCCGCGUCCUGGUUCUCAAAGAAGCAUCCGAUGUGGCAUAUUGCAUGGAGGUGUUACCCCUGGCGGCGGAGCAGUGGACGAGAGAAAUAUUUUGCCUUUACGUGGACAAGCAGACGGUGCAUGAUAUCUCAGGUUUCAAGCGGUUAACUCGGUUAUAUCUCGAUUUCACCAACGAGCCUCGUAUAUGGAUGAUACCAUUUUCGAAUGCUCCGACCAGCCUUACAGAGUUACAUAUUGGCGGCCACGGAUGGCUGACACCAAUGAAUCUUUGUGCAUUUACUUCCAGCGUGCCCGAACUGCGCACGCUUCGACUGCAACUCAAGCGCGUAUGGUGUCAUCUUUGCAACUUAUGCAACAAAAUACAGUUUGCCGGAAUCAUUCCUGAAUCAAUCAUCUACGAGAAAGGCCUAGGACUCCCGAUCCAUUACGCCAACGUUUUGUUAACAUGCAGCAAGUUGCGCACGGUCGUGAUCGCUGUUGCUUAUGCUACAGAUGGCUCAACGACAAUUGGAAGUGGCGAGAAAGACAAUCCCAACUUCUGGACUGGUGAGUGCGACGGCUGCAUGAGCCUCAUGUACAAGUCAGACGAGUUCCGAGAGAAAUGGGUGUCAUCAAAAAAGGGAACUAUGUACGCACGCCCACCCGCUCUGGAGACAGUUGAAUGGCAAUUUCAUCCGAUAAUGGAGACAUCGAGCACGGCUUCUGAUGUAUCCACAUCCGACAUAGAUGGCGACGACAGUGGAACCGCCAGCUCAGCCGAAGAUUAG
Pleurotus ostreatus (oyster mushroom) is the source of this 2817-nucleotide messenger RNA. Its product is annotated as Glycosyltransferase Family 90 domain containing protein. The record is from RefSeq and is a predicted model, not a curated record. Lineage: Eukaryota; Fungi; Basidiomycota; Agaricomycetes; Agaricales; Pleurotaceae. The coding region runs from base 1 to 2817 and encodes 938 amino acids. The transcript is spliced from 9 exons.